CAUGAAUGAAAGUGAGGAAGAGCCCAAGGACUUGAUAACACUGAAAUAUGAGAAGCUCUCUGCAGAUGAAAUCUCAGCCUUGGUGACUUCUCCUUGCUGUGGGGCUGUGACCCUGUUCAUUGGCACAACAAGGAAUAACUUUGAGGGAAGAAAAGUUGUACAAUUGGAAUAUGAAGCAUAUGCACCCAUGGCAGAGGAAGAAAUAAAGAAAAUCUGCAUGGAUAUUAGGCUGAAAUGGCCUUCAGUCAAACACAUAGCAAUGCAUCAUAGACUUGGUGUGGUUCCCAUUAGUGAAGCGAGUGUGAUGGUAGCAGUCUCUUCCCCACACCGAGCAGAGUCCCUCGAAGCUGUACAAUAUGGCAUCAAUACUUUAAAAGCAACAGUCCCUAUAUGGAAAAAGGAGGUCUAUGGAGACGAAUAUUGUUGGAAAGAGAACAAGGAGUGCUUUUGGACCAAGAGAGAAAAAUAAAAUUCUGCCAAUAUGUUCAUUA
Hemicordylus capensis (graceful crag lizard) is the source of this 491-nucleotide messenger RNA. RefSeq names its product molybdenum cofactor synthesis 2 (gene MOCS2). The transcript is spliced from 4 exons. Gene Ontology annotation, molecular function: molybdopterin synthase activity. The coding region runs from base 2 to 469 and encodes 155 amino acids. Gene Ontology annotation, cellular component: cytosol. Gene Ontology annotation, biological process: Mo-molybdopterin cofactor biosynthetic process. Lineage: Eukaryota; Metazoa; Chordata; Lepidosauria; Squamata; Cordylidae. The record is from RefSeq and is a predicted model, not a curated record.